Messenger RNA from Botrytis porri, 1743 nucleotides. RefSeq lists its product as uncharacterized. The record is from RefSeq and is a predicted model, not a curated record. NCBI's taxonomy places the organism in Eukaryota, Fungi, Ascomycota, Leotiomycetes, Helotiales, Sclerotiniaceae. Gene Ontology annotation, molecular function: protein binding. The coding region runs from base 1 to 1743 and encodes 580 amino acids. The transcript is spliced from 3 exons.
AUGGCAAAUGAUUUAAGCCAGGUCCUCGACGGCAUGAAACUCGAAGAUGGCAGGCCAGAUAUCCAGUUGCGCAUGUCAGCAAUACAACGUCUCCUCAAUAGCUCAACCUUGACAUUCGGAGAAAUGCGAUUAUUCAAAGCGCACUUUGAUCGAGUGACAUUUUACCUUGAUGGUAUCGCCCAAUCACCAGAUGAGAUUCUUACGCUUGUCGUGGAGCAUCUCGAUCUCGAGGACUUUAUGUUUAUGCGUCGCGUUUCAAGAGACUGGAGAGAGAAAUUGUCCAACGAAAAGCUUUGCGCGUCACUACUUAAGAUACACUUUCGUAAAACUUGGGAGAUCAAAUUUAAGUCAUUGGAAAACAAUGACAGGCAGCUAAAGGUUGAUGACUUCCUUGACAUGUGUAUAAGACGACUUAAGAGAGACCGUGGCAUGUAUGAUGAAGUAAUGCACUACGAUUAUUUAUCAGACCCAAACGAUGACAGUUUCUAUUCAAAAUGGUGUCACGAAGAUUGUUAUAGACAAAGGUUUCAAUACAAAAGCGGAAGAAUAGCAAUGAGAAAGGAUCCUACCACUAUUCAAGUCAUCGAUCUCCGUACACAUGUUUCGAGACGCUAUAUGCAUGAGUCUCGAUAUAACUUCGAUUAUUGGGUACUCUCAGAUCAAAUGCUCGUAGCCUAUUUUGAUAGUCCAAAACCACGAUUCAACGUAUGGCAGCUUGAUGAAGAAGAUGACCCAAGGGUUGUUCAUUUGAACUGUCGUUAUGAGAUAUUGGCCGCCCAAAACAAAAAAAUUGCUUUCGGUGUCAAGAGUCCUUCAUCGAACUACCCUGUUUACAUCUGGAACGAUGGCCAAAUCAAGCAGCUUGCUCAUCCGGAAUUCGGCAAUUUGUAUCCCAAUCAUGAGAUUAAGUUUUGCGAAAUCUUCUUCCAUCCCAUUCAAGAGGAUCAUCAUUUCUUAUUCUACCAUGCCUCUACUUUACCCUUGGGUGGAACUCCACGCGAAACCGGAAGCGAUCUAAUAAUCGUCCAAGAAUAUAUCGCAGGAGUACCACAGGGGCAAUGGAAUGAAGUGCUUCGAUCAUGCUUCGAGAAAACCAUGCUCAAGUUUCGAUUGAUCAGCGACGAUGGCGUUGUGGCACUUCUAUCACGAAUGUACCACUCGCCAAAGAGGAGAGCUUCCAUUCAACGAUCACCUUGUAACCAUAAUGUAUCAUCGGCUACAAAUUCUGGUGCUUACUUCCUCAUGACCUUCAACCUCAUGACCCAAAAGCUUGGAACCAUUUCAACUCACCUCGAGCCGUUUCUAGAAGAAUUCCCUACUCCUAUAAACCCGCUAUUUUGGCGUGGCCAGGCUACUGUUCCCUACGAUACUAGAAACACUGGUACUUACGACGAACGUUGGAAGCCCAAAGGAGAAAAUAAGCCUUAUACUCUAGUAUCCUCAAGCAAGUGCGAUACGACGAAGACAAACCUUCAAUGUGUGGGAAAGCACAAGUUUCCUCCACACAGUGGCUUGAGCACACUUGCCGCCUUUUGUUUGCCCAUCGACAUAGAAGCCACCACAACGUCAAAUGAAUUUAAGAAGGGUGCUGUGUGGGGCGAUGAUGACUUUAUCAUCUAUAGUCAUCACAAAGGAUAUAUUGUAUGGAGUUUCAACCAAAAGGCAACUCUACCCACAGGUUUGGAAAAAUCCCCUUCGGUCUCCUCGGCGAAAGGAAAAUCGACCCAAAUAAUAUCAAAGUAG